This is a messenger RNA of Galeopterus variegatus (Sunda flying lemur), 427 nucleotides long. Its product is annotated as SH3 domain-containing RING finger protein 3-like. NCBI's taxonomy places the organism in Eukaryota, Metazoa, Chordata, Mammalia, Dermoptera, Cynocephalidae. The record is from RefSeq and is a predicted model, not a curated record. The annotation marks the transcript as partial. The transcript is spliced from 2 exons.
CAGAAGAGUGGACGAUAACUGGGCAGAAGGCAUGCUGGGCGACAAGGUCGGGAUCUUCCCCCUCCUGUACGUGGAGCUCAAUGACUCUGCCAAGCUGCUCAUGGAGAUGGACAAGCCCUGCCCAGCUGCUGCGUCUGGUUGCGACACCUUGCCUUCUGUCCCCAGCGUGGUGGCCAGUGUGGCCCCAGCUCCUGCUGUAAGCAGCUCGGGGGCGGUCAGUGCCUUUCAGCGGCGUGUGGAUGGCAAGAAGAAUACCAAGAAACGCCACUCCUUCACUGCGCUUGGUGUGACACACAGGUCCUCGCAGGCUGCCAGCCACAGGCAUUCCAUGGAAAUCAGCGCCCCGGUUUUGAUCAGCUCCAGCGAUCCCCGUGCUGCGGCCAGGAUUGGGGACCUUGCUCAUGUGUCGUGUGCUGUUCCUGCCCAG